UUUGUUUACUUAGCGCGGCAUCUAUAAUUUAAAUUAUAGCUGGUUAUUACCUAUUUAAACCUUAACUAUUUAAAAAUUGUUGAUAUGUUAUAAAAUAGCGAAUUAAAAAUGUUUACUUAAUGUUUAAACAAACGUGUGUAUGUUUACAAAAUUAAAUGGCGCGUUUUUUUGUAAUUGCUUCAGUCAGCUGACAAAGUAUUCCUAAUGUAUUGUAUAAAUAUUGGAAUAAUAAUUAAAAUUUUUAAUAUAUGGAUAUUAUAUCCUUGCAGAGUUAAUUAUCAUAUAUAAUUGCUUGGAAAAUGUCUGUACAAUGGGGCCUUAAAUUGGAUUAUCCAGUUCAACCGAAUCCAGAAAAAUUUAUAACAAAUUUUAUUAAUUUUGUAAGCGAUGACUCCUCACAGGAACUCCAAGAAGAUCUAUUACUGGCUGACGAACAUUUUUACAAUUUUUUGAAAAAUCAAGAAGAAACUGAUGAAUAUGCUUUGAAGAACGCCUUGUUGAAUUUGCAUACUUUUCUCAUUGAUUAUACAGUUGAGUUUUUCUUUGAAACACCAAAACUUUUUACAUUUAUUGCAAAUCUAUUUGAAGAGAACAAAUAUGAAAAUAUUGAUAUAGUAGAUAUAACUGAGAUAUUCCACAUAUAUUUGCACAACUUUAAGCAGGGCUUUAUAAUGCAUAAAAAGAUGUUUUGUCACGCUUUAAGGCCAAAAGAAAAUGACCUUCCCCUGCUACUGUCGCACGAGGCUACGAAUAGCAUUUUGAGUAUAUCUUUGCGACGCUUAAAAGAUGUGUGGCUGUGUCCUACGGAUGGAGCAAAUAUCUUAUACGAACUUAUAAUCUCAUGUACAGAAGUGCUGGAAUUGUUAUCCCAGCCAGUUGAUAGAAACACUCAAACUGAGUUAUAUGCUUUUGCACAGCAAAUCAAAACUCAUUACCAGUGCUCAAAAGAUCCAAUGAUGUGUCGUAUACAGUACUUGCAGUGUCAAUUUAUUUUGCAAGAUAUGGCGUAUGGAUUCAUACAAUGCAAACAAAAUCCAAAUCUUAUACUGCUGGACCAUCAGCUAGCAGAUUACCAUUUUGAAUUGCAUUGUAAGCGAAGGUAUCAAAAUUUGUUAAACAUUUAUGCACAUGUGAACAUGAGUGAAAAAUGUGAUGCUUUUAAGAAUUACAAAUUGCACUUUAAAAACGCUGUGGCUAUUCUUGGAGGUGACUGUCAGAAUUUCAGUAGUGAGAUGCUUGUAUACAAAGGACCAGACUUAGUAUACACGUUAUUUCAUAUUAAAAGCACUAAACUCUGUCAAAUACUCCUAAAAGCUGUAACAAACUGCGCUGAUCUCUAUGAGGAAAAUUACGACUUGAAACAGAAUGCAGCUAAUUUGUUGUUUCUCUUACUAAAUGAGCCAAAUGAAGAUAUAAAACUGUAUAGCUUCAAGUACAUCAUAUAUUACUUGAUUUCAUUGGUGUUAGCAUAUAAAGAUACAAAUCUUAAAAUUGAUGUGAACACCUGUAAAGCUGAAGCGAAUUAUCAAAUUUUUAGUAUUAUAGUUAGCACUAAAAUUCUGAGGCAUAUAGCGAAUUGGUAUUAUGCGACCUCAAGUAUUGAGAUAAAAACUCUAUGCAUUGAAUAUUUGUAUGCAGCUAUGGAAACAGAGCACAUAUUCAGUGAUUAUAAAUGGGUAUAUUUCUCGGAGGUGUUUAUUGCAGUGUUGCCACUUUUGCAGUGUAUCGAGAGUUCAAGCAAAGCUGGAAAUCGUUUAGAAGAAAUGUUUGAUCCUGAUUCCCCCAGUUUCUCACUUACGUAUCUUCUCAAAUGUAACACAUUAUUUUUGUUCAGUAAGGAGCAACGUCGACGUAGCGAAGCUCUAACACGUAUUAGAUAUUUACUUCAUAAUAUAGACACUGAUCCAGCGUAUAUAUCGAAUUUCUUUGAAAUCGACGAACUGAUACCAAAUGAUGUAUGCGUUAUACCAGUUCCAAUAAAUAUGGAAGACUGUUUCCGUAAAAAUCAAUGUGAUUUUAAUGCUAGACUUCUAAUCGAUUCACUUAAAGAUAUGAAAUUGAGUUUGAUUGACCCUAAUCCAACCAAUUUAAAAAUAGAUGAAUUUGAUGAACUGAUGCAAAACUGGGAGGAAUGCCAGUUAUUCAGUAAAGAGUACGUUGUUUAUACAUUAAGUGUAAUAAGAGCUGCUUUAAAAAAUUGCAUGCCCGAUAUUUUUGAUCCAUAUAUAUUUAAAACUGUCCGACUGAUUUUACGAAUGUUGCUUUGCAAUAUGGAGGUACGAAAUAUCUUGGGUUCAGAUAUUGAGCCAUAUGUGCUGCUAUUGCGGUUAUUGAUAUACUAUAGACAUCAUGAAAUGAUCCGCACUUAUAUUGUUGCAUGUUUGUACGUGAUGGUGACUGGAAACUAUUUAUUGGUAACUGAAAACACUUUUCACCUACCGCAAAUUUUCGAUACAUUAUAUAUACCUUUCAAUCACACUCUUUUGUCCUGGGAGCCAUUAAGCGAAUGUGAAUCAAGUUACCAAAGGAUAUUUAAAACUAAGAGAGAAGAAAGAACUUAUGCAAAAUCUAUUGUAAACAUAGCUAUUUCGAAAAGCUCAAAAAGUCCAAAUAUAAAGCCCACCGUUAAUGAUUUAACUCAGCUUGAUAUAUCAACGGACUUAUUCGUAACAGAUACAGAAUGGAUAAUUUUCCGUUCCACCUCUAUUGAUUACUGUGUCAAUGAAAAUGUAAGAGUAAUUGAUCGCUCUACGGACACAUAUACCAUACUAGUACAUCUUUAUAGACUUAAAAUGUGUUUACAAUUUGAUUCAAAUGAGCUUGCAAUUAAUAAAGAAACUGUGGCAUAUAUGUUUAAUGUUUUGUCUGAAUUACUCUUUAUGAAGCCUGAAAGUGCGUACGAAUUUGAUAUAUAUUUACUGGUGAUUGAAAUUCUAAAUUAUGCCACGCAGUUAGGCUAUGUCAAGGUACUUGAGGGUCUCAUUAACAUAGUCGCUGAUGAAAAAAAUCGAAUGUUAGCACUCUUACUUACGCCGGAUAUACCGAUUAGACUUUCUUACCAUGUCUGUGAUUUGUUCAUUGUUUUAAUAAGUAGAAUUAGUUUGGUAAAAGACAACCGCAUCAUUCCAGAUUUAUUUUGUACGUUGGACUUCAUGUUAAGCGAUAUAUCUAAGGGCAUAAUUCGUUGUGUAUACAAUGUGUUGUUACACCUCUCGAGAUUUAACUUACAUUGCAGCGAUACGGAAUUACAAGACUAUUGCAACAAAUAUUUUGCUUAUUGCUUCCACGCCAAAUACUAUAAACAAUUUGCUAAUCCAAAUGUACGCAUGCUCUUCGAAAUUAUUCUAAAUUUUGUACACCAAAUGGAAGCUCCGGAAUUGUACUUUAAUGUGUGCGAUAUAAAGUUGCAAAAUGAUUCACUUUUGCAAUACCUGAGCGGUAUGUGCAGUGACUGUGAUGCAAGAGUGCGAUAUUUUUCCUGGUCAUUACUAACACAAUUUGCAAAAAAUGAGGACUCCGCUCUAGCAAUAAUAAACGAACUUAAUUACUUUCCUGGUGGCUUUUUGUCCUGUGCAAUAUCAACGUUUUUGGAUUGUACUGAGACAAUGAAUGUACGUUAUAUGGCUGGUAACUGUUUUUCGGUUUUAUUGGUAAAUAAUAAAAUUGAUUUUAAACAUAUAUGUAAUGUGCUAAAUGUAAACAGAUUUGAUGAGGAAAUGUUUACAGGCCUCAGCCGGUUUACUUACGAAGGAUUCAAAUCAAAUCAUUUAAAGAAGGAUGGGCGUGCUUAUAUAUCGGCUGAGCUUAUAGUUAUUGUAACUAAAAUAUAUAAAACAUUAAUAGAUAUUCACAAGCCAUUUGCAAAAGAAUUAAUUAGAAAACCAAUAAUGUCUUAUCUUUGUAAAGUUGUAGGAUGUACUUCCUUCAAACAAGAUGAGAUAUUUUACAUAAUGUGUGCAAACGUUUGCCAGCUAUACUGGUGUUGUGACCCAGCUUUUGUCGAUUGUGUUCUUUGUUCCGAUAUCGAUUGGUUUAAAGCAUUUUAUUCAUUCUUUCAUUUCGAAAAUGUUAAACGAGAAAUUGUAACAAUUUUCAUCGAGUUUCUUAUGUUUUUGUGGGAUGUAAAUAAUGAUGUAUAUAAGCAAAUAUGUGAUGAAAUGCUUAAAAAGCCUUCGCCAAUGAUAACACUGAUUGUUAUGUAUAUGAAAGAUGAAUCGCGAAUGCAGACCACAGCAUUGACUCUUUUGGAAGAACUUUUAUUAAAGUCACAAGAAAACAAAAAUAUAAAUAAAAAUUUUGCACAUGUCUUGGAAGAGCAAAUUUUUCUCAAACCUAAUUACUAUAAGGUGAUCUUUGGAAAAGAACAGUUUAAAGAAAAAAGUGCUGUGCCCGAGUUAAAUCUUACAAAAGGAUUGAAACUUCAAGUGGGGAGUUUGCUGUUUCAGUGUCUAAAUGGAAAAUUCGAAGAGAAUGGCCGCACAAAUCUAGUCAAGGAAUACACGGAAGUAACUUUGCAAAUCAUUAAAUGCUUGUGUACUCUAUUGAAUAUAUCAGAAUCAGCACAAAAGGCAGCAAUUGAUUUGGAUUUCGUAAAGACGAUUAUUAGCAUAUUCGACGAUUUUUUGUCUGAAAAUAUGUUAGGGACUGUCGAGAUUAGACGACGCUUUAUGGAAAAAAAACGAAAAGCCAUUACUGAGAACAUGAAAUGGAUAUUCGAAAUAUUGGUUCAUUGGUUCACAUCGCCAAAUGCUAAGAUUGUCAAUGAAGAGGAUGCAGCCGCCUUAGCUGAGCUUUGUAUAAAGAUUUGGCCCUGGCUAUUCUUCUCGAUUGAGUUAAAAAUUACCGUUUUUCGAGCCUGUGUCUGCGUUGCUGCACGUUCAGCUGCAGUGUGUCGGGAAUUUACGAAUCGGACGUGCAUGAAUGUAUUGGAUAAAAGGAAUACUGUUCUGUCGUUGAUUUUAGAUACCAUAAGACCGGAAUCACUUAAAUCGAAAUGUAUGUGUGAGCUUUCGAUUUUCUUAAUACACUAUGGCGUGCGAGUUCUAAUGAAUUGUUGCAUACUUUAUCCGGAGACCCGUUCAUUUUUAUUAAGAUCGAACAUAAUGAACAUUUUCGAAACUUUUCAUCCGUUAACACCAAAAGCACCAGUAAAAAAUACAAUUGUCGUUCAUGACUGGCUGCAGUUCUGGGAGUUAUAUAGUCGUUAUAAAGAAGGCAUAUCACUGCGUCAUAUUAGUGCUCUAUGUGGUGUCAUUGAGAAACGAGAAAGUAUUGAUAAUAAAUUGCGAUUGCUAUGUUUGAAAAUUGUACGCAACAUUUGCUUUACUUCAAAAAAUCGCGUUUGCUUUAUAGGCCACGAUGACUUCUUGAGCAUUGCAUACUCUAUUGUCUUGUUUGCUGCGUCUCCGAAUCAACAAAUUAAGAACUACGAGGAGCAGCUGAUUGUAAUUAUAACAAUUGCGUUUUUGGCUGCUGGUGGCUCUAAGUAUGUAAGCAUAUUACGGGGAACUAAAUUGAUGGCAAAAGUUCAACAGCUACAUGAGAUUUUAAUAAAAUUAAGCAAGAAUGAAGGGAAAUUUAAUUCGAUUAAAUAUGCCGGAGAGUUGAAAAAUAAUCUUGAUAAUUUAAUGCUAACGUUUAACUGAAUGAAUCAUCUGAUUGAUGAUUACAUCUAACCUUCUAGGCUAUUAACAUUAAUGCACUAUGUACUUUAAGAAAAUAUCAUAACUACUUAACAUACAUACUUAUGCCAUCCUUACACA
Messenger RNA from Teleopsis dalmanni, 5762 nucleotides. RefSeq lists its product as uncharacterized. The transcript has 3 exons. The coding region runs from base 300 to 5645 and encodes 1781 amino acids. The record is from RefSeq and is a predicted model, not a curated record. Gene Ontology annotation, biological process: centriole-centriole cohesion; ciliary basal body organization; centriole replication. NCBI's taxonomy places the organism in Eukaryota, Metazoa, Arthropoda, Insecta, Diptera, Diopsidae. Gene Ontology annotation, cellular component: centriole; ciliary basal body; centrosome.